ACCUCAUGUGGCACAUUGUGAGUCAAACCCCUCCAUGUUUCGAGAUCUUCAUUGAAGCAACCAUGUGUUCCUUCCCCACUCAUUUAUUGCUUCUUGUACUUCAAUUCUUUUUCUUAAUCAAUAUUGACUUUUUUCUCACUUCAUACACAUGACCCAUCACCUUCUUCAUUCUCAACACCUCUUCUUCACAACCCACAUUUCUAAAACUCCCCCAAUGGAUCAUCAAAAGUCAACCCUCCAAUCAGAUCCAUCAACUUCCAAUUUCCCAAUCUUAGCCAUUGCAGCCCUAUGCAUAGUUGCAACUGCUUUCUUAUUAGUUUCUUACUACUUCUUUGUCACUAGAGGCUGCUUCAAUUGGCAACAAGUCAACCCGUUAAGGCGAUUUUCGAUGGCCCGAGAACGACCCGUUACUGACCCGUUAUCGUCGGCUUAUUCGACUCCUCCUUGGCAUGUUAGAGGGCUUGAUGAAUUACUCAUCAGAGAGAUUCCCAUUUGUCAAUACACAAAAACUGAAGGGGACAAGAGGAGUUGGUAUGAAUGUGUUGUUUGUUUGAAUGAUUUUCAAGAAAUGGACACUUUACGGGUUCUUCCGAGCUGCAACCACGCGUUUCAUUUGGAUUGUAUCGAUAUUUGGCUUCAAAACAACGCGAAUUGUCCGCUUUGUAGGUUGAGUAUAUCGGGUGGUGCAAGAUACCCGAAAGAUCAGAUAAUUGCACCAACUUCUUCGCCUCAAGACCCCCAAUCGAGCCCGAUUGGUGGGGAUCAAGAUUUCUUGGUGAUUGAGUUGGAUCAGGAUGGAAACGGGUCAAGAUCGCAUCAAUCGAGAGGUCAUUCGCCAAGAAAGAUUGGUGGGAAAAGGCUUAAAACAAGAAAAACUCAUCAUGUUUCUAUCAUGGGUGAUGAGAGCAUUGAUAUUAGAGGAAAAGAUGAUCACUUUUCGAUUCAACCUAUUCGAAGAUCUUUCUCGAUGGAUUCAGCUAUCGACCGCCAUGUUUACUUAUCGGUUCAAGAGAUCUUGCAAAGCAAUGGGACUCUCCAAGAACCUAUGAACGAUGAGGAGGGAAGUACUAGUGGCAGAUCAAGACGACAUUUUUUCUCGUUUGGGAAUGGUCGAGGAUCAAGAAACGCGAUUCUACCAAUCUAGUUUUAGUAUUUUGCGUAUAGAUGAAUCGGGUUUUCUUUCUUUUUUUGAUUAAUUUUACGUUCUUUUUUCGUUCUUUUAUCGGGUUUGUAUUAGAAAAGAUAGCAUAAUGUAAAAGAUUACACUUACACAAAAAGAAAAAGAAUUUGGUUAUGGUAAAA
This is a messenger RNA of Helianthus annuus (common sunflower), 1302 nucleotides long. RefSeq names its product RING-H2 finger protein ATL1. Gene Ontology annotation, molecular function: transferase activity. Bases 149 to 1144 code for a protein of 331 amino acids. The transcript has a single exon. Gene Ontology annotation, biological process: protein ubiquitination. The record is from RefSeq and is a predicted model, not a curated record. Lineage: Eukaryota; Viridiplantae; Streptophyta; Magnoliopsida; Asterales; Asteraceae.